AUGGCCAGACUGGACUCGAGCAGAUCAAAUGGAUCUUCGCUCUCACAGUCAUCAGGCACGUCCAGCAUGGGCGUUGGAGGUAAUGCUGCCUUCCAAGCCGGAUCCCAAGGCGUUGGAAACCUCACCGGAAUGGAUUCUUGCGUGUUUUUCGAGAGCGACCCAGCUGUCAUUUCCCAAGGAUUCUGGUCUGGCUACCAAGAUGCCAGCAACGCUACGGAUGAUGCCGCAUUCGCCGUGCCUCAAGGGACCGAGCUCGUGGUGGACCCGGCUCAGCUCUGGGUGCCCGAGGCUCCUCUCUCAAGCAAUGGAUCCCCCGUGUCCUGGUGUAUUGACGGAUCCGUCUCCAGGACCCCAUCGCCGGUCAAUGUUAGCGAGGCUUGGUUUGCGUCAGCACAGAAUGAGCCUUUGAGCCCCCCUCAUUCUUCUCCAGAGAUUGCCUGCCAAUCCCCAAGCAUUGACUACAUCAGCCAUCACGAUGUCUCUGGACAAGGCUACACGGUUUCGGACGCCAUGCCCCUUGCCAACAACAUGAUCAACCGCCGAGAAGUAGAGAGCGCCCGCAACCACGACUUGUACAAGAGUGCCGUGACUCAGAAGGACGGACUAUACCACUGCCCCUGGGAGGGACAGCCAUCCUGCAACCACAAGCCUGAGAAGCUCAAGUGCAACUACGACAAAUUUGUCGACUCACACCUCAAGCCAUACCGCUGCAAGGACUCGGAUUGCAAGGACAAGGAGUUCUCUUCCACGGCCUGCCUCCUCCGCCACGAGCGCGAAAUGCACGGGAUGCACGGCCAUGGUGCGAAGCCGCACCUUUGCCCCUUCCCUGGAUGCGAGCGCGGUGCCCCUGGCAAUGGAUUUCCCCGCCAUUGGAACCUCAAGGACCACAUGGAGCGUGUACACAACCACCAGAAAAACGCAGGGGCCAACACCUCUUCUUCUCCGGACAGCAGCCAUGCCCAGCCGGCCAAGGGACGCAAGAGGAAGACCCAGACUGAGCCGUCGCGCAGCAUCUCCACCCGCAAGACUAUUCAGAAGAUUGCGCCUCCCAAGGAAGUAGAGAAGCCCGCCGCCAAGCCUUUGGUUGAGCAGUGGAUGGACAGCCGCAAGGCCAUUGAGGACAUGGCCCGUAGCCUGGAAAACCCCGAGGACGCGCGCACUGUUCAGCAGAUUGCGGACAUGCAAAAGCUGCUCGGUGUCAUGUCUCAAAUGAGCAACACCAUGGCUCACGGCACCUUGAUGCCUGCGUCCAGGCCCAUGGAGUUCGCCUCCAGCGGCUGA
This is a messenger RNA of Emericellopsis cladophorae, 1281 nucleotides long. Its product is annotated as ZnF C2H2. Lineage: Eukaryota; Fungi; Ascomycota; Sordariomycetes; Hypocreales; Bionectriaceae. The transcript has 3 exons. Bases 1 to 1281 code for a protein of 426 amino acids. The record is from RefSeq and is a predicted model, not a curated record.